Messenger RNA from Colletes gigas, 4462 nucleotides. RefSeq lists its product as uncharacterized. The transcript has 4 exons. Gene Ontology annotation, molecular function: histone binding. NCBI's taxonomy places the organism in Eukaryota, Metazoa, Arthropoda, Insecta, Hymenoptera, Colletidae. The record is from RefSeq and is a predicted model, not a curated record. Gene Ontology annotation, cellular component: nucleus. Bases 324 to 4454 code for a protein of 1376 amino acids. Gene Ontology annotation, biological process: DNA damage checkpoint signaling; positive regulation of transcription by RNA polymerase II.
UAUGGUCUGUGUUCCUUCGUGAAUAAAAAGUGGCGUUUUCGUGGUAUUUUCUAUGGGAGACCGGUUCAUUAAUACGAGUGUCGUGAGCGGUACUGAGAAAAUACGUUCGAGCAAAACGAAUACGGUAUACGAAGCGAGAAGGGAGAAGUGUAAAAGUAGCUAGCACGAGAAAAUACAUGAGCUCCCGCUUUCGACGGCCGGCGAACAUAUUUGUCUCCGGCGGCAAAUAUAAUAUUUCGACAAAGUGGUACAAAUAAUCCCGUCGUAAAGGCACGUCUGGCUGUAUGUGAUCAAUUGUGCGUACCGUCGAAAGGGUCGUAACAAUGUCUGAAACAGAAAAAAUAGAGAACUGUGAGAUGGAGAGCGGAAAUACAUCGUCUGCAAGUUUACAACACAAUCCCUUGGAACAUAGCGGACUUAGUAACUAUAACGAAAGUCAAGAUUUUCAUCUGGUGGAUUUCGAUGACGAAAAAUCGUUGGAUAAAUCCACACAGAGUAUGGAACAAUCAAAGUCCGAAGAGACCAAGUUGUCUUCUCAGGUAGCUGAUAAUAUGGAAUCGGUUUCAAAUAUGAUAGAAACUGCAGCAAUGGGGGACGAAGCAAACUGUCCUGACGCGGGAAAUGAUAAAUGUACGAAUUUGGAAAACACCCAGAAUAUAGAAUCGCACGAAGCAACGAAAGAGAAAGAAUCUUGUAACGAUAUUUGUAGCUCGGAAAACAAUAGCAAACGUUCGGAAGAAGAGGAGGAAAUAAUACAGUGUACACCGCCUGAUGCUUAUUCGCCAUCAAAGAAGCAAGUACCAAGUAAUACACCAACAUUGAGCCUGAAACGUAAAGCAGAUUCAUUCGACGAACCACCAAAGAAGAUCUUGAGAACGAUGUCCAGGGAAAAUGUAUCGAUUUUUGAAAACAAAAAUCUCGAGGAAGAAGAAAGGUGUCAGUCGGUCAAAUCUGACGAUUCUCAUCAUGAGUUUAACACAAAUUGCGCUGAUAAAAAUGUCAUAAUUGCGGAAACACAAGAUGUCAUGGAAGAUGAAGACUUAGAAAUUGUACUUGAAAAGUCUGCGAUAGACGAUGAGAAGACUAUGGAUUCUAAAAACCAGUCCGAAUCACAGAUGACGAAUUAUGAAACAAAUAAGAAUGAAAAUUUAAAAGAUACGUUAAAAGUGAACGAUGGUAGUAUAAGCAAAGAACACAACGAGGAUAUUUCUGACGCGAAAAGUGUCACGCAAUCCAGUGACAAUAUAUCUCCAUCUGUUCAAACAAAAGAAACAGACAGUGUGUCUUCUAAAAUAGCAACAGUUGAAAAAAUGGAAUCAGAUACAAAUAAUGCGAGCGCGAGUGGUGUACAAUUGAUCGAAGAUUCUCCUGACUGUGCAAAGGAUACCAACACGAUGCAAGUUGAAAAGGCGGUUGAUAAAGAGAAUGGUAUUGAAUCCACAACAUAUAUCGAUUUAGAAGAGAAAUGUAACGACACUCAAGAAUCAUCGAUUCCUAAGAAAACGACGAACGAAACUCAUUCGAACGCGAACCAUGCUAAUAUCUGUAACUUGAGGAACAGCAUAGAACUUAUAUACGAUAAAACCACCGUUCACGAAGCUAAAACAAAAGCCAAAGAAUUGAUAGAGAUCGAUGAAGACGGGGAAAAGAUCGUGAUAGAUUCCUCUCUAGACGAUUCCGACUUGAAGCCAGAGAAUAAAAAUGUCUUAGAUAAGAUGAAAGCGGAAACAACGUAUAAAAGCUGCUACGAUAGUAAAAGCAGUAGCGAAUUUAGUUAUAAAUCGUUGGAAACCACCAAAGAGUCGUCGCUCGAGUCUGCUAAAUCUAGUAAUAAACUUGUAAAUGGAAGCAACGAAUCCAAAAGGUUCGAUCUCGAUAGUACGGUUAGUGCACAGUCCGAUACGUUUAACGAUUUGCCAAUCGUACUCGACAAGGUAGAUAAUACUUCGAUGGCUGUACAUAAUCUGAACAGACAGAACAAAACUGUUGCGCCUGUCCCCAAAGACAACGAUCAUGCCGAAUUGUUAAGCGUAAGCGACCUCAUAGCGGAUGAUAGAAAUAAAUCAAACUUAACUCAUAGCAGUUCCAUAACGAAACCCUUGUCGGUAGAAAAGGAAAUUGGUAUAUACGUUAAAAUGAAAUGCUUGUUGAGUAUCGAUGAAAGUACAAAGGAAUUUCUCGGUAAAGAAAUCACCGGUGUACAGUGCGAAGCUGUUCCAGAGACCACUCUGAUACGACAGAAGAAUAACGACACGUCGUCAUCGCUGGCGGACAUCUCUGGAAAUGACAAUAAAGAUACAUCCCCCGGGUCGGUGAACAGCAAUCAGCACAUGUACCAGCUGAACCCUUCGAGGCUUUCGUUUGCAUCGACGAUAAGUUCAGCGAGUUCCGCGUCUAGCGCUGCAUCGCUGGCGGUCAAAUUCGCGAUGAAAGACAGUAUGCAUUUCUCUUUGCCACGUGUACCUGUGAAACAUGCGAAAAGGCACGUUCAAGAUAUACACUCGUUGAAUGACAAGCAAGCAAUAGAAGAGGCGCACGAUCGCCUCAGUAAAGAGUGGCAAAACAGCCAUCUACUUACAACGACUGUACUAAAUUUCGUGAACAUGGAGCUCAGCGGAACCGAUACGUACAACGUUAGCAACGAAAGGAUAGACGAGCAAUUGCAAAAGAUCCGUUCCUCUACGCCGGAGGUUCAGCAAGAAAUUGUUCAGUUGCAAACUCCUAAAAGCUCGAAAAAGAGCAGAACCGUAAAAAGGCCGAGGAGCAAAACAAUAAAAUCUGACGACCAAUCGAACGGUUUGAACAAAGUCUCAUCGAAGAUUCUCGUCCCCGCGGAGAGCAAUAAUACACCGAGCAAGAAGAAAACUAAAACGGAGCCUCUGGACAAUAUUUCGAGCACCGUGGACGAUUUAUCGAAAUCGUCGCCGCAAGUAAUAACUGACGACCUGAUUGGCAGAGAAGUGUUUGCCAAAUGGUCCGACAAUAAUUAUUACCCUGGCACGGUUAUCGAUAAGGUCAAGAUGAAGUAUAAGGUGAACUUCUACGACGGUAAAAGUAAAGUACUUAUAGAGGACUUUAUUAUAACAAUACCGAAAGUUAUGAAGCAAGGUUUUUCCGUGUACGCGACGACCAAGAACGAUGAUUACGGUUCGUGCGGUAUAAUUGUCGAUUCGCAAAUUGUAAAUAACGAAGUAUAUUAUACGGUGGAAACGGACGAGGGUGAGAAGAUACGAGUCCAAGUCAAAGACAUAUUUUUGUCGUCCGAUCAGGCCCAAAUAUUGAAAGAAGAGCUGAAUUCGGAAAACAGAAGUCUUCCAUCCACGCCGAAGCUUCUUGGCCAAGUUACCUUGGACAACGUGGUCGACGGUAAGAGACGUUCUCGACGAAUUGCUACCCCCGGUUUUCCAACACCGAAAUCUAGAUCGUUGCUAACGCCUACGGGUAAAAGCGCGUCAGAACCGUCUGUCUCCGGUAUAGCUUCCACGAUUAGUAAAGAAAAGAAAGGAUCGUUCGAGAGCGACGGUAUAUCCACCGACUCGAACGUCUCCAUGAAAGAGGAAAUGUCGUCCAUAGGCGUGCAGCCUGAGAUAAUUGGUACGCCGCACGAGCAGAUCGUGAAAGGGCCACAAAGUCGUAUUAAAAGUAAAUCAAGAAGCAAGAAGAAAGUAGAGGACGAGGAAACUAUUGCUACCUUUGGCCCGAUACCGAGCCCGGAUUCGAACUUGUUUAAAGGCAUGUCCUUUAUUCUAACCUGUACGUCGGUGGAAACUAUCGACCGAUACCAAGCCGACAGCAAAGAUUGCAAUUCGGAUCCGGAAACCGAGAACGAGGAGGAAUGGUCGAAGAAACCGUUCGUCAGGGACAGAUUGAACAUGCAAAUAGUGGUGGGCGGUGGGAAAGUUUAUACAGAUUUCAAUGAUAUUCCGCAAGAUGAGUACAAAAAUACAAAAUUGAUUACGAACGUGCCAAACACAACCGCGAAGUCGUUGUUGUGCCUCUCGGUCGGUAUAACUGCGUACAAUCAUAAUUGGAUCAUAAGGUGCUGUCAAGAGGGAAAAAUUGUAAAUCCUGCAGAGGAUAAACUACCCGCAGGAUGGAGUUUGGACAAAAAAUCAUACGUUGAAAUGUUUCAAAGACCCGACAAGAAACCGUUGAAUCAAGUUGUUGUAAUUAUUCCAGUUAUACAGUCUGAGAAGCAGUUCACUACACUUUGGCGCCAAAUUUGUGAAAAUGCAGGUGCUGUUGUCUUAUUAGCAGAUAAGCCAGAUGCAAUGGAAAGUUUUGUAGAGGGGACGGUAGUUAUUACGAACAGAUCGUGUCCGUCUUGGGCAAUAGCGAAAGCUGACGAACUAGAGAUUCCGUUGCUUUCCACGACAUGGGUUGUUCAGUGUUUGAUAGAAGGGAAAUUAUGUCGAUAUGAUUCACAAUUACGUUAUAAAUAUAAUUAUAUAUAAAAUUAGGU